UUUGGCAGGGAAAAUGCAUGCUGUUUGAAUCCUUGCUCUCGACUCCUGGAGAAGCGCUUUGCUCGAUGUUUGCUAGACGCUCGUUCCGUUGUUUGAGGUAUCCAGGGAUAGUGGUAACUGUUAGUUUGUACAGCUGACCUUCGUGGUGGAUCACUGGGGACGAUCUGCCAACGACAGCAAAUGGCUGCCAAGCUGGCACGGCGGCACCGUUUUCUACUUUGGAUUUCCCAGCUAAUCCUUCUACUUUCCAGCUACCCGUCAUCAGGAUUGGCCGUAUCACUUACAGGUGUUGUGGGUGGAUACCACGUGACCGUCUUGAAUGACACUACCAAAAAUGAGCCAGUCUACGGGAUUUCUUGGACUACAGCCAAUGCCAGCUGCCCAACUGGCAACACUCUACUGCCGGCAAGUGGCAUUAGAGCCAACAGCAGUCUAGCAUUCUUCUCAAACCUUCGAACAGCACUCCAGCUACCGGAGAUCACUCUGUUUGCCAGCGGUACAGACACCUACCGCAGUUCUAGCGACAACUUCACCAUCAGCCAUGCUGUUACGUCUUCUGCACCCGCCAAGCAUAUGACUGCUUGCUUUCGUGAUAUAGAUGAAUGCCGCAGUGGAAAUCACACCUGCGUCAGCGGACAGGGAUCCUGCCAGAACACCGUGGGUUCCUACCUCUGCACCUGUGCAUCCGGCUGGACUGGUGCAAACUGCCACACCAACCUCAACGAAUGCCUGCUAGGCAAUCCCUGUGGCAGCGGUGGCACUUGCGUUGAUGAGCCGGGUAGCUACACAUGUGCCUGUCACGCUGGCUGGACAGGUGAGCGUUGUAAAGUCGACAUUGAUGAAUGCCGCAGCCAGGACAUCAUCGCUGGUGGUGCCGAGCAGCCCUGCAAGAACAGUGGACGGUGUCAGAACAGUAACGGAGGCUUCACCUGCGUUUGCACGCCGCAAUGGACUGGUCCUACAUGCGCAGUAUCGAACUCGGGCAAUGGCAAUGGCAAACUAACAAGUUCUGCCUUCGACAUCACCGUGUUUGGAGUCGUAGUCGCCAUACUCUGUAUACUGAUUCUCGUAGCCGCCCUCGUCCUGUGCAGAAUGAAGCACGUUGAGCAGGUCAACGCGCUCCGUUUUGACGGAAGACAUGCCACGAACUCUGCACACCAAGGCGAGGUCAGCCUCAGCCCGAAGGCGGAUUCCGUGUACGAUGGCAUGUAUCAUUCUUUCAGUGAAACGAGCAAAACGGAGUCUAGUACGGAUCCAGAACCAGAGUCCACCUUGACUCAGGCUGCCGGUGCUUCAGCCUUUUUCUUCAAGAAGCGAGGCGGCAAGUUCCGCGCCUCAACGGCCGAAAGCAGAAGUUCAGUCAGCUCCGAGUGCAGCUUGAUAUCCCCUAGCCAGCUGAGUGUGCGAGGCUCGUCCAUCAAGAGCAGGGGAUCGCAAUCCAGCGGUGCCAAGCGGAUGUCGAAACUGGCCAUUGCGGAUGGGUCGCCGAAUGCUAUGCUGUCAGACGGCGAGGUUAUUGCGGAGGGCAAGGAGCUAGAGUCACCAGCAGAACUGGAGAGCAAUCAUCUUUGCCGCAUAGGGAGCGAAAUGAGCACGGGUUACCAGGUGUCGCGGCGCUCACUGCGGCAGACGAACAGCAGCAAGGCAACUACUCCUGCUGCUGCUGCUGGCAAUCAGCACAACGCAAACAAGACGGUGGCACAUCGGCUGGCGGCCGCAGGUCCCGUUGCCACGGCCACCGCCGACACCGGUGAAUUGUUCAAUGAGGAGUACACGUGCCUGGACGUGAACACCCUCAGCGUGGCCCCCUCCGCCAUCACCACCCCCUGCCCAUCACCAGCACCUCAGCAGUGCGGUGGGUCCAGUGAGUAUGACCACGCGCAGGUCCGCACGGCGCUCUCGCACUCGGCUGUUGCUACUGCUGCGCCCGGGAACACGGGGGAAACCUACGAUGCUGUAGAUGUUGUGGCAAACGCUGAGGAAACGUACGAUGCCGUGGAUGGCCUGGCGGUCGAUACCGACGCGUGUCAUUCUCGCGUGCACCGCGCCAGCAAUGCCACAACCGUCAUACCGCUCUCACCGCCAGAUACGUACAGUUUGGCAGACACGUCUCUUGGUGCCACUGGUACUCAAUCGAUAUUGGUCAGCGAAGAUUUGUACGAUUGCAUUCCACUGGACACGUCUGCAGUGGUGAAGACUAACCGCCCAGCUCACCAGGGACACGAGGAGGAACCGGAGCAGGAAUCCUAUGACGCUGUCUACAACCUUGGUGUUGUUACCACCCCGGAGAGAGCCGCCAGCGACAAGGUUGCCAAGAAGCCGGCCACCGAGAGCGCAGCCGACGAGGAAGCGCUCUACCAAGACUUGCCCAUAAGCCAGCCACAACAACAACAGCAGCAACAACAACAACAGGAAGAAGCAGAGUAUUUUACUGUUGAUAGUCAAUCCAGGCUGUUGCUGCACUCAGGACCUAGAUCAGCGGCGGCAGGCCCAGAGCAAGGAGAUGAGGACUGGUACCACCAGCUGCCAUCCAGUCCACCACAAGACUCCCUACUGACGGCAGACCAGCGAUUCGAUAGCGCUGCAAGCGGUUCACACAUUACUUUCUGGGAAAACGGUGACGAGCAAUCAGAGAAGCAGCAGCAGCAGCGGAAGCAGUUACAAGCGAAAAAGAGUGCCCCUACUGUGCCUGCUCCAAGGGCCCAGUCAGUGAAAGGCAAAACACAUCUAAGCACCAAGACCAGUCUGCCGGUGAUCACAGCGCCGGCGUCGCCUGCUGGUGCUCUAUCCCGCCAGUAUCGCAGUAUACGCAGAGCUGUCAAGAAGGGCUGAGCGAGGAGCAGUGCGACACCACGACUGGUCACAUCUCCAGCCGGUCUCUGGAUACAACUAGCGUUGGCAAUGUUUAACGAUACGAUUAUGCCAACUAGCAUAUUCGUAGAAGCAACAGCUGCAGCAUCGACAGCGUCAACAGCAUCAGCAGCAAUGGCAACAAAAGCAUGGGUAGUUUUCCCGAAAGCCAAUGUGUCUACACUGUAUCGUAGCGCUAUAGGUGCGAUCCGCUUCACUGUAAUAUUUUAUUUAUUUGAUCGAACUUGCCUAGGCUGUGCGAAGAGCUGUCCUUUGAUUUUGUAGAAAUAAAUUAUGGCUCUUGUAGCACUCUUUUCAUUCACUGCUCUUCUCGCGUCCAUCCAGUACGGAUACUGUGCUUUCGGCUGGUAUAACCUACAGGCUGCCUAUCCUGCUACCGCGCGGAGAAUGUGUGGGUGUGUGAAUAUGUGUCCCCUUUCCGGGGUGGAGUGAAGUGCCCCGUCCACUUUCCGGGGUGGGGUGCAAUGCCCCAUCCACAAUCUAACCAUUUCUUACACUAGGAAUUGACAAGUAAUCGUUCUAAUCUGCCUCAAGCCAUCGGCCUCAAGUGACAGACUGCAGCUGUCUUUGUUGUAUGGCUGUCGUAUGGCUUUCUCUGGCUGCUGGAGAUGUUUCUGAUACGCUUUUUACAGCUGCACGCACUCACUUCUAAGAGCAUCGUGUGACACCAAUGACGGUCUUCGAGUCACAAUAGGUUUUAAGUUUUAACGUUAAUUAAUGAUUUUAAAUUUCUAAUCGUGCUUUUCCCUUCAUAGGGGUAAUCUCCGCACAUGCAUUGUUGCCUAGAGACUGCCUAUCGACAUAGGC
Molecule: messenger RNA, 3678 nt
Organism: Sycon ciliatum
Lineage: Eukaryota; Metazoa; Porifera; Calcarea; Leucosolenida; Sycettidae
Exons: 8
Coding region: 181-2832 (883 amino acids)
Molecular function (GO): calcium ion binding
Source: RefSeq, a predicted model, not a curated record